Molecule: messenger RNA, 528 nt
Organism: Peromyscus eremicus (cactus mouse)
Lineage: Eukaryota; Metazoa; Chordata; Mammalia; Rodentia; Cricetidae
Gene: Rpl36a
Product: ribosomal protein L36a
Exons: 5
Coding region: 1-429 (142 amino acids)
Biological process (GO): translation
Cellular component (GO): cytosolic large ribosomal subunit; ribosome
Molecular function (GO): structural constituent of ribosome
Source: RefSeq, a predicted model, not a curated record
AUGGUAGCUGUUUCCCACGGCUCUGAGGAAGUGCACUCAGGCACCUCCUAUAAACUUCCGUUGCUGGCCUUGCCUCUUUCUUUCUGUGCCGAUAUCGCUCUCGCCAACAUGGUGAACGUUCCUAAGACCCGCCGGACGUUCUGCAAGAAAUGUGGCAAGCACCAGCCCCACAAAGUGACCCAGUACAAGAAGGGCAAGGAUUCUUUGUAUGCCCAGGGAAAGCGGCGCUAUGACAGGAAACAGAGCGGCUAUGGUGGGCAGACUAAGCCUAUUUUCCGCAAAAAGGCUAAAACGACAAAGAAGAUUGUGCUGAGACUUGAGUGUGUUGAGCCCAACUGCAGAUCGAAGAGGAUGCUGGCUAUUAAGAGAUGCAAGCACUUUGAACUGGGAGGCGAUAAGAAGAGAAAGGGCCAGGUGAUCCAGUUCUAAGCUGAUCUUGUUAUGAAGACAAAAUCAUGAGCUUGUACUCACCUCUUACGAUUGCAGUUGGUUUUGGGGGAGGGAAUAAACAAAUUCUCUGAGUUUCUA